This is a messenger RNA of Magallana angulata, 1269 nucleotides long. RefSeq names its product putative protein-lysine deacylase ABHD14B. Bases 99 to 908 code for a protein of 269 amino acids. NCBI's taxonomy places the organism in Eukaryota, Metazoa, Mollusca, Bivalvia, Ostreida, Ostreidae. The record is from RefSeq and is a predicted model, not a curated record. The transcript is spliced from 5 exons. Gene Ontology annotation, cellular component: cytoplasm.
CGAACGUCUGUCGGAACGCAUCGGACUUUAAAAGUACUUUGUAAAAAAAAGAUUACACGUAUAUACGCACGUUUGUUUAAAUCACAGAUAAUAUGUAAAUGAGUCCCUCCGGCAUACAUGUCAACAAAUCAGUGGUCCUGCUUAUCCUGGCUAUCACGGUCGGGAUCAUCGUAUUCAACAACUACAAAUACUUCAGCACAUUCCUGAUGAAGAAGAAUACAGAUGUCGAGAUGACCAAGAUAUCUCAGGCUGUUCUAGACAAGGCUAAAACUCUAGACGUUGAAACGCACAAAAUAAAGGUGAAGAUAAAAGAUGGACAGAGUGUUGAGAUAGUUUACCGGGAUAUUUUACCCAAGCUUGGGGGCAGGGAUAUUCUGUUUCUUCAUGGACAAGCAUUCUCUUCUGAAGACUGGGAGAACACAAACACACUGGCCAUCUUUUCUGCUCUAGGGUACCAACCGGUCGCAGUGGAUUUACCUGAAGGUAAAAGUACGAAAAGUGAGAAGGUUGAUGUCGGAGACAGGGGACUUUUCCUGGAGAAGUUGAUCACUGCUCUGGAUCUGAGGACUCCCGUCAUUGUCAGUCCAUCCAUGAGUGGGAGCUACUCGCUGCCCUUCCUCUUCGUGGACCCCGCAAAUGUAUCGAAGCGUUCCGCGGGAUUCGUUCCCAUAGCUCCAGUUCAGACGGAAAGUUACUCGCCAGAGAAGUACAAGAGUCUAAAUAUUCCAACAGCUGUUGUGUAUGGUGAAAAUGAUAAAUCUAUUGGUCCAGCAUCCACAACCAAUUUGAAGAACCUGCCUGACCAUGAACUCCACAUGAUAAAAGGAGCCGGGCACGCUGCAUGGAAAGACAAACCAGAGGAAUUCCAUCUCAUUCUCUAUAAGUUCCUCCUGAAGAAAACUAAGUAGACAUGGUCAUAAAUUUAUUUUGAGACAUCAAGGACUAUUAAGUAUAAACCAUUUGUGUACCGGUAAUUUUGUCAUAAGUCUGAUAUUAUGACGCUACGAAAUAGAUAUUUAUUAUUUCGUCAAAAUGGUUCAAAAGCAUCCAGAAUUGUAAGACCAUGUGCAGAUACAGAAAAUUUUCCCAGGAGGGGGAUCUGAGAAAUAGUUCAAUUUGGUUUAAUUUUAGGGUUGAAGUGGCUUAGGCUAAGGCCUAUUUUAAGUAACUAUGUAAGUUUAAGGAAGCUAUAUGGGCAACAACUCAACCAUCAGGUCUGCCUUAAUAUUUCAGAUACUAUUUGUUUAGCUUUUUUUUAGUAAAGAGAAU